This is a messenger RNA of Anolis sagrei ordinatus, 2167 nucleotides long. The record is from RefSeq and is a predicted model, not a curated record. NCBI's taxonomy places the organism in Eukaryota, Metazoa, Chordata, Lepidosauria, Squamata, Anolidae.
GACCAACCCUGGGUUUGGCCGCCUGAAGCCCUUCCCCGUUGGCUUCCGGGAGAAGGAUUAGGAGGAGCGUUGCUGGGAGAAGCGGUGCUCAGAAAGGAGAAGGCUCUCUCUUUCCUUCCUGGGCGCGAUGCCGGGCGAAAGGCGAGGAAUCGCCUACCUUGGGCUCCAACCCUCCGGCAGAAAGAAAUGCAGCCCAGAAGAAAGGGCUUCCCUUUACAGCAAGCUAACAUAUUCUUGGUUCAGCAGUAUUAUAACUUUAGGUUACAAUAAACCACUGGAAAGGCAGGACCUGUUUGAGCUCAAUGAAAGUGAUUCAGCCUAUGUUGUGUGUCCAGUUUUUGAAAAGCAGUGGAGAAAGCAACAUUUUAAGUCAGCCAAGGAGACAAAGGUUCCUAUAUAUAAUGAAAUUACUAAGAAGCCAGUUGCCCGAAAAACAUCUCUCCUUCUGCCACUGUGGCACACAUUUAAAUUCUCAUUGAUCAAGGUUGCUACUCUGAAAGUUGUGGCUGACACUUUGGCUUUUACAAGCCCACAGGUUAUGAAAGAAAUGAUUCUUCAGUAUGAACAUCAUUCAGAUUCAUAUUCAAAUGGUUGUCAGUAUGCACUGGAUCUGCUCCUUGUGGUGGUUUUGCAAACACUUAUACAUCAGGUUUACCAGCGUCUUAACAUUCUCACUGCUGUAAAAAUUAAGACUGUAGUUGUUGGACUUGUGUACAGAAAGGCUUUAACAUUAUCCAGUUCUUCUCGGCAAAAAUAUACAACUGGUGAAAUAGUAAACCUGAUGUCUGCAGAUAUCCAACAACUUAUGGACUUGAGUGUCAACCUCAAUCUUUUGUGGUCAGCUCCUUUUCAGAUCCUGUUGGCCAUCGUCUUUCUUUGGCAAGAACUGGGUCCUUCAGUCUUGACUGGUGUUGGUGUACUACUUUUAGUUUUACCUAUAAAUGCGUUUUUUGCUUCCAAAGUAGAGCAACUCAAGAAAAGCCAGAUGAAGAAUAGUGAUCAACAAAUUAAACUUCUAAAUGAAAUCUUGCAUGGAAUAAAGAUUCUCAAGUUAUAUGCAUGGGAGCCAUCAUAUCAGAGAAAAAUUCUGGAAAUUCGGGAAUGUGAAAUAGAUGUUCUGAAAUCCAAAGGAUACCUGACAACAGCUUCCAUGCUCACAUUGACAUGCAUUCCUUUCCUGGUUUCUCUGGCUACUUUUGGAGUCUAUUUUGUGUUAGAUGAAGAAAAUAUUUUAACAGCUGCUAAAGUGUUUACUUCUAUCUCCCUGUUUAAUAUUUUGCGUCUGCCUUUGUUUGAUUUGCCUACGGUAAUAUCUUCAAUAGCUCAGACAAAGGUUUCCCUGAGUCGUCUGGAAGAUUUUCUGUCUUCUGAAGAUCUUGACCCACAGAACAUUAACUCAGACUGUGCUGGAGAUCAUGCGGUUAAAUUUGUUAAUGCCUCUUUCUGCUGGGAGAAGAUUGGCGCCUCGACUUUAAAUAAACUAAACCUAGAGAUUCCAGAAGGUUCUUUGGUUGCUGUUGUGGGCCAAGUGGGAGCAGGGAAAUCAUCUCUCCUUUCUGCCAUUCUUGGAGAAAUGUUAAAAACAGAAGGAACUGCUCAGAGAAAAGGAUCAGUGGCUUAUGUUUCUCAGCAAGCUUGGAUACAGAAUGCCACUUUGCAAGAAAAUAUUCUCUUUGGUUCAGAACUAAGCCAGGUAUUUUAUGAAAGGGUUUUGGAGGCCUGUGCUUUGUUGCCAGACUUGGACCAGUUACCAAAUGGAGACCAAACAGAAAUUGGAGAAAGGGGUGUGAAUAUAAGUGGUGGCCAGAAGCAGAGAGUCAGCCUAGCUAGAGCUGUGUACAGCAAUGCUGAACUAUACUUACUGGAUGACCCUCUGUCUGCUGUAGAUGUCCAUGUUGGGAAACACCUUUUUGAGAAAGUGAUUGGGUCCACAGGCUUGUUGAAACACAAGACCCGUAUUUUAGUGACUCACAACCUGACUCUGCUGUCUCAGAUGGACAUCAUAGUUGUGAUGGAAGAUGGGAGAAUUACUGAAAUGGGGAGUUAUAAAGAGCUGCUUUCUAAAGGAGCCAAUUUUGCUGAACUUGUUCUGACUUUUGGUGGAGGAAAGGAAGAUGAAGAGACAUCCUCAGUGUUAAGUAAGAAAAUAAAAUUGGCUUUCAUAUAA